AUGAGGUGGUUAGUUUCUUUUACCGUCGCCUUCGUUUGGUCGGUGGUGGUGCAGGCCAAGAGUUUCACUGGCAACCGCUUGCUGGUUGUGUUGGAGGAGCAGGUUGAGAGGGAGAAGUACAGCGUGUUCCUGGAAGACUUGACGUCCCGGGGAUAUACCACAUCUGUCGAAUCACCAAAAGAGAGCAAGCUCUCAUUACUGAAGCACGGCGAACGAGCAUACGACCAUGUCCUCCUCCUCCCCAGCAAGUCGAAAGGCCUCGGCCCUGCUCUCACAGCGAACAAUCUCCUCGAGUUCAUGAAGAAGGAUGGAAACAUUCUGGUUGCCCUCUCGAGCGAAUACGCUAUCCCUACCGCCGUCCAGGCCAUGCUUCUCGAAGUCGAUAUCAACAUCCCAGCGGACAAGGGCGCAUUGGUCGUCGACCACUUCAACUACGAUGCGUCAUCGGCAAAGGAAGAGCACGACGUACUGCUCCUGCCGUUCCCCAAGUCGCUCAGGCCAGAUGUCAAGAACUACUUCGCUGGCGAGGGAUACAUUGCCGUGCCACGCGCUGUCGGCCAGGCUCUUGGAAACGAAUCGCCUCUUACCUCGCCUAUCCUCCGCGCUCCCAGCACCGCCUACAGCUACAACCCCAAGGACGAAGCUGACGGUGUUGAGGACCCCUUCGCGGUUGGUGAGCAGCUGAACGUCGUCUCUGCGAUGCAGGCGAACAACGCGGCGCGUCUGGCAGUUGUCGGCUCAGCCGAGAUGCUCCAGAACAAGUGGUUCGCUGAGAAGGCCAAGCUAGGCGACAAGGCUAUCACGACUGGCAACCGCGAGUUCGCGCAGAAGCUUUCUGAGUGGACCUUCAAGGAGACGGGUGUGCUGAAAAUUGGCAAGCUCCUCCACUACCAGGACGAGGGUGCCAGCAAGAAGUUGAACACCAGCACUGCCAUUCCUGAGAACAACCCUGGCAUCUACCGUAUCAAGACCGACGUCCACUUCCAAGUCGAGAUCUCCGAAUACACGAACGAUCACCUCGCUCCCUUCGUCCCCUCGCCCAAGGAUAACAUCCAGCUUGAGUUCAGCAUGCUCUCGCCCUUCCAACGCCUGAACCUCUCUCCCAUCGCACAGACCGCGAACGCAACCAUCUUCGGCGUCGCGUUCAGAACACCCGAUCAACACGGCAUUUUCAACUUCCGCGUCAACUACCGCCGCCCAUUUGUCACCAACAUCGACGAGAAGAGGCAGGUCACCGUCAGGCACUUUGCGCACGACGAGUACCCGAGGAGUUUUGAGAUCAGCGGUGCGUGGGUCUGGAUUGGCGGUAUCUGGGUCACCGUUUUGGGCUGGUUGGCAUUUGUGGCCGUUUGGCUGUACAGUGCGCCCAGCGAGAAGAGCACAAAGAAGACGCAGUAG
Messenger RNA from Alternaria incomplexa, 1398 nucleotides. RefSeq lists its product as uncharacterized. The coding region runs from base 1 to 1398 and encodes 465 amino acids. Lineage: Eukaryota; Fungi; Ascomycota; Dothideomycetes; Pleosporales; Pleosporaceae. The record is from RefSeq and is a predicted model, not a curated record. The transcript has 3 exons. Gene Ontology annotation, cellular component: endoplasmic reticulum membrane; oligosaccharyltransferase complex.